This is a messenger RNA of Candidozyma duobushaemuli, 1764 nucleotides long. It is a transcript of the gene PES1, whose product is annotated as mRNA-binding ribosome synthesis protein. The record is from RefSeq and is a predicted model, not a curated record. Gene Ontology annotation, molecular function: RNA binding. Gene Ontology annotation, cellular component: PeBoW complex; nucleolus. Gene Ontology annotation, biological process: ribosome biogenesis; maturation of LSU-rRNA from tricistronic rRNA transcript (SSU-rRNA, 5.8S rRNA, LSU-rRNA). The transcript has a single exon. The coding region runs from base 1 to 1764 and encodes 587 amino acids. NCBI's taxonomy places the organism in Eukaryota, Fungi, Ascomycota, Pichiomycetes, Serinales, Metschnikowiaceae.
AUGGCCAAAAUAAAGAGAAAGGGAAAGACUGGAAAUGCAAAGAACUUUGUCACUAGAGCGAAGGCUUUGAAAAAGCUUCAGAUUACUCUUGCUGAUUUCCGUCGUCUUUGUAUCUUCAAGGGUAUCUAUCCCAGAGAACCAAGAAACAAGAGGAAAGCCAACAGAGGUUCAACUGCUCCAACCACUUUUUACUAUGGUAAAGACAUUCAGUACUUGAUGCACGAACCUGUUUUGGCUAAGUUCAGAGAGCACAAGACAUUUGCUAAAAAGUUGCUGAGAGCUUUGACUAGAAACGAAAUUGCAGAUGCUGAAAAAUUGGAGGAGCACAGACCAAAAUACACACUCAACCACUUGGUCAAGGAGAGGUACCCCUCUUUCGUCGAUGCCUUGAGAGAUCUUGACGAUCCCUUGAAUAUGUUGUUCUUGUUCGCCAACAUGCCUGCCACAAAGGGUGUGAGCCAUAGGGUUGUCAAGGACGCUCAAACCUUGACUAACCAGUGGCUCGCAUACUGCGCUAAGGAGAGACUCAUAAAGAAGGUUUUCGUCUCCAUCAAGGGUGUCUAUUACCAGGCUGUAGUUAAGGGCCAGGAGGUCAGAUGGUUAGUCCCAUUCAAGUUCCCUUCCAACAUUCCUUCCGAUAUUGACUUCAGAAUCAUGGUUACCUUCUUGGAAUUCUACUCCACCUUGUUGCAUUUCGUCUUGUUCAAGUUGUACAAUGAUGCUGGCUUGGUCUACCCUCCACCAAUCAACAUGGAGCAGUUGAAGGGUAUUGGCGGUUUGUCCGCAUACGUCUUGCAGUCGAAGGACCAAGGUGUUAACAAAUUGCUUCUCUCUAAGGACGAGACCGAAGAGACUGACGAGUCUGCUCCAGGCACAACUUUGUCGACUGAGGAGCUCGAGAAGGCUAAAAGAGCUGAUGAAGAGGAUGCUCAAGAAGACGAAGAGGUCGAGGACGUCGAGACUGUCGAGCUAGAUCAAUUUGCAUCAACAAACAAGGAAACGGGUGACGUUUUGGCUCAGCCGUCGAAGUUCUCCCAUCCCACUUCUACCUUGUUCUCCAAAUUUUUGUUUUUCAUUGGUCGUGAGGUUCCAAUGGACAUUUUGGAGCUUUGCAUCUUAUCAGCUGGUGGUAACUUGAUCUCAGAAAUUGCUUUGGAUGAGAUGAAGGUCAACCAACCAGAGGCAUACUCAAAGUUGGAUUUGAGCAAUGUUACACAUCAAAUUGUCGAUAGACCAAAGGUUAAUGCUAAGGUGGCAGGCCGCACCUAUGUCCAACCUCAAUGGGUUUUCGAUUCCAUCAACAAAGCUGAGCUUUUGCCAGUCAAUGAAUACGGACCUGGUGAAACCCUUCCACCCCAUAUGUCCCCAUGGGGUGAUUCUGGUGCUUACAACCCUGAUGCCGCUAUCACUGACGAUAUCGAGGGAGAGGAGUCUGAUGAAGAGGUGGAUGCAAACGAUGAAGAAGACGUCGAGGAGGAAGAUGAGGCUGCUCGUGAACAAAGAGAAUUGGAGUUGGAGGCUUCAGGUGUUAAGUUCUCCGACAGAUCCGAGGAGAAAGACAAGAAGAGAAAGAGAAGUGCUAAGUCUGCUGAAGAGGAGGAGAAGGAGUUGAAGAAGAUCAUGAUGUCCAACAAACAGAAGAAGUUGUACAACAAGAUGCAACACGGUAUUGAGAAGAAGGACAACAGAACUGAACUGUUGACCAAAAAGAGAAAGCAGAUCGAGAAGACGAAGAAGCAAUUGGAGAAAUUGAACAAGAAAUAG